AUGUCAGGGUCUCAGUGCUGUUCAAACCCACCAAUCCUUGACCCCACUGCAGGAAGUGGUGGGCAUGUCCAGAAAGUGGGUGGUGUUGACUCCUAUGUCACUGCUUCUCCUCACUCUAAACUCGCCGUUCUAUUGAUCUCCGAUGUUUUCGGUACUUCAUCUAUGAAACUUGCUGACAAAGUUGCGGCUGCUGGAUAUUAUGUGGUUGUUCCUGACCUAUUGGAGGGUGAACCCUUUAAGCCGGACGAUUCUUUGGGUAAAUUACAUGUUUGGUUAAAAGAUCAUGGACCCGUGGAGAAAGGUGCUGAAGGUUCAAAACCCGUAAUUGAAGCCUUAAAAAGUAAAGGUGUUUCAGCUAUUGCUGGUGUUGGUUUUUGUUGGGGUGCUAAGGUCGCGGUUGAACUUGCGAAAUCCCGACUUAUCCAAACUGCGGUGCUAUUGCACCCAUCAUUUGUCUCCGUGGAUGACAUCAAGGGUGUUGAUAUUCCAAUUGCUAUACUUGGAGCCGAGAUUGACGAAUAUUCUCCUCCAGAGCUUGUGAAACAAUUUGAACAAGUCCUAGCUGCUAAAUCGGGGGUUGCCAAUUUUGUUAAAAUAUUUCCCAAAGCACCACACGGUUGGGCUGUCAGAUACAACAGUGAAGAUGCAGAAGCUGUAAAGGCGGCAGAGGAGGCUCACCAGGAUUUGCUGGAUUGGCUUGCUAAACAUCUUAAGUCAGAAUCUAGUUAA
Molecule: messenger RNA, 729 nt
Organism: Sphenostylis stenocarpa
Lineage: Eukaryota; Viridiplantae; Streptophyta; Magnoliopsida; Fabales; Fabaceae
Source: the annotation of a GenBank genome assembly